AUGACAGGAAGAAAUCAAACCAUCAUCUCAGACUUCCUCCUCCUGGGCCUGCCCAUUGAGCCAGAGCAGCAAAACCUGUUCUAUGCUCUGUUCCUGGCCAUGUAUCUUACCACCAUCCUGGGGAACCUCCUCAUAAUUUUCCUGAUUCGACUGGAUUCCCACCUCCACACACCCAUGUAUUUGUUUCUCAGCAGUUUGUCGUUCUCUGAUAUCUGCUUCUCCUCUGUGACCAUUCCCAAGUUGCUGCAGAACAUGCAGAGCCAAGUCUCAUCCAUCCCUUAUGCUGAAUGCCUGACCCAAAUGUACUUCUUCCUGUUUUUUGCAGACCUGGAGAGCUUCCUCCUUGUGGCCAUGGCCUAUGACCGCUAUGUGGCCAUCUGCUUCCCUCUGCGCUACACCACCAUCAUGAGCCCCAGGCUCUCUCUCUCCCUGGUGGUGCUGUCCUGGGUGCUGACCACGUUCCAUGCCAUGUUACACACCCUGCUCAUGGCCAGAUUGUGUUUUUGUGUGGACAACAUGAUCCCCCACUUUUUCUGUGACAUGUCUGCUCUGCUAAAUCUGUCCUGCUCUGACACUCGAGUUAAUGAGUUGGUGAUAUUUAUCAUGGGAGGGCUCAUUCUCGUCGUCCCAUUCCUACUCAUCAUCCUGUCCUACACCAGAAUUGUCUCUUCCGUUUUCAAUAUCCCUUCUGCUAGGGGUGUCCACAAGGCUUUCUCUACCUGUGGCUCCCACCUCUCUGUGGUAUCGCUGUUCUAUGGGACAGUUAUUGGUCUCUAUUUAUGCCCAUCAAGUAGUAAUUCUACUGUUAAAGAGAUUGUCCUGGGUAUGAUGUACACUGUGGUGACCCCCAUGUUGAACCCCUUCAUCUACAGUCUGAGGAACAGAGACAUAAAGGGAGCACUGAGAAGAGUCUUUCACAAAAAGAAAAUUCUCUUCUCUUUCUGA
Diceros bicornis minor is the source of this 945-nucleotide messenger RNA. Its product is annotated as olfactory receptor 1E1-like. Bases 1 to 945 code for a protein of 314 amino acids. The record is from RefSeq and is a predicted model, not a curated record. Gene Ontology annotation, molecular function: olfactory receptor activity; G protein-coupled receptor activity. Gene Ontology annotation, biological process: G protein-coupled receptor signaling pathway. The transcript has a single exon. Lineage: Eukaryota; Metazoa; Chordata; Mammalia; Perissodactyla; Rhinocerotidae. Gene Ontology annotation, cellular component: membrane.